This is a messenger RNA of Bacidia gigantensis, 2064 nucleotides long. RefSeq lists its product as uncharacterized. Gene Ontology annotation, molecular function: cyclin-dependent protein serine/threonine kinase regulator activity. Gene Ontology annotation, biological process: mitotic cell cycle phase transition; regulation of cyclin-dependent protein serine/threonine kinase activity. The transcript has 4 exons. NCBI's taxonomy places the organism in Eukaryota, Fungi, Ascomycota, Lecanoromycetes, Lecanorales, Ramalinaceae. The record is from RefSeq and is a predicted model, not a curated record. Gene Ontology annotation, cellular component: nucleus; cytoplasm; cyclin-dependent protein kinase holoenzyme complex. Bases 1 to 2064 code for a protein of 687 amino acids.
AUGGAUGCCAAACCUCAGAGACCUGUGCGAACCCUGAGAAUAUACGAUGAAAACGCUUUGCCCGUAGGAGGAGCGCAGAAGACAAUUCACCAGCGCAACAAGUCGAGUCCUGCAUUAUCGUCCUUAUCACAAGCGGGUGCACUCAAAGCUGCGGCCAAACGGACUGCAUUCGGCGACCUGAGCAAUACAGCGAACUUUUUGCGUCCAAGCAAAGAUGACUCGGUCAUUGGCGCCAAGGCCGGUCACAAGCUUAAAGAAAACCUUCAACCGAUACCAGAAAAACAGACAACAUUUCAAAAACCGGCACAGCGCCCAGCAACCAUCGGUAGCCUGAAGAGUCUCCUCAAUAAUGUGACGACUUCGUCGAGCCAGGUUGCGGUCAAGCUACCAGUGGCAGCAACGCAGCAUCCAAUAGCAGAGCAGCUGAUGGGACGCAAAAUCGUCAAUAGAAAAAGUGUUGCUGUGCUUACAGAACAUUCGGCUUCGGGUCUUGUUCCGCGGGAAAAGCUUGCUAUUGAGCCUAAGAAGUCUCUCCCCUCAUUGGGGCCCAUUCCUCCUGUUCAUCGCGAGCUUCCUCGAGUGCAAAACAUACACAGAGAAGGUCAAGAGGCAGGCUCUCAGGCGAAUCUUCGAAGGACGAGAAGCAAGUACUUAGACGCCCCAGAAAGCCAAGAGCCAGCGGUAGAUCCAGAACCUCUCACUACACAGCCGGACAAUGUGGCCCCACCACCGCCAGACGGUGUCAGUGCUGAUCAAGCUAAGGAGCCAUCAGCCAUCAGUAACACACAUGAUGAUCUUGAGUCAAUAAUAAAAGAAGCAUCGAUCUUAGAAAAGGCUUUAGCUGAAAAUCAUCACAUCACCAGAGUACCACUUUCAGAUCACAUCGCUACUGUUGAGCAAAACACCGUUUACCCAGAGCUCGCAAGAAGACAUAAUCUUCCCCCUGUCUCAGAGCCAGAAGAGUAUUGGGAAGAAGAGGAAAUACCGGAGACAUAUGAGGAAGACGGAUAUGUCACAGCGAGAUCAUUUAAAUCAAGGGGUGAUAACACCACAGGUGGUGCUACAACAAUACUCUUCCCAAAGAUGUCCCAACGAACGAGGAAAGAGAUUGCUCUCGCCAAAGAGAUGAUAGAAGGUGCGAAGACGGUAGAAGAGCUAGAAGAUGAAGCUUGGGAUACAACAAUGGUUGCUGAAUACGGUGAUGAGAUCUUCGAGUACAUGAGGAAUCUCGAGGUCAAGAUGCUGCCCAAUGCCCAUUACAUGGACAAUCAAGCAGAGAUUCAGUGGUCAAUGCGAGCUGUCCUGAUGGACUGGAUAGUCCAAGUCCAUCACCGCUUCAAUCUUCUGCCGGAGACUUUGUUCCUAUGUGUCAAUUAUAUCGACCGCUUCCUCUCUUGCAAGGUCGUCUCGCUUGGCAAGCUUCAAUUAGUAGGAGCAACGGCCAUCUUCAUCGCAGCCAAAUAUGAAGAAAUCGACUGCCCAUCGGUUCAAGAAAUAGUCUACAUGGUUGACAAUGGCUACUCGAUUGAUGAGAUUCUCAAAGCAGAACGCUUCAUGCUGACGAUGCUACAAUUCGAGCUGGGAUGGCCUGGGCCGAUGAGCUUUUUAAGAAGAAUCAGUAAGGCUGACGACUACGAUCUGGAGACCCGGACGCUAGCAAAGUACUUUCUCGAGCUCACCAUCGUGGACGAAAGAUUCGUCGGCAGCCCACCAUCCUUUCUCGCCGCCGGUGCUCACUGCUUGGCUCGAAUGAUGUUGAGGAAAGGAGAAUGGUCUCCUGCCCACGUCUACUACUCCAACUACACGUAUUCACAGCUCUAUAGCAUAGUCCUGCUCAUGGUAGAGUGCUGCGAAGACCCUCAGAAACAUCACGCUGCCAUAUAUGAGAAAUACAUGGACAGGAGAUACAAGCGUGCCUCGACGUUUGCCGAAAGCGAGAUGCGACGAGGCUUCCAGCUCCUUCCUGUCUCCAACAGCAUCACCAAGACCCACCAAGCCGCUUUCCUUAACACCUACGACGCCCAAAUCCCAGAGAUCUUCUCCAUCCCAAAAUCUUUCUCCUGA